This is a messenger RNA of Python bivittatus (Burmese python), 1214 nucleotides long. Lineage: Eukaryota; Metazoa; Chordata; Lepidosauria; Squamata; Pythonidae. The record is from RefSeq and is a predicted model, not a curated record.
CUCUGUUUUGUUAAUGGAAACCCCUUAGCAGCAGCAGUAGUUUUACUGCCUGGUCGUAUGAUUUUCAUCUGGGGUAGGGAUUUGGCAAGGAUAUAACAAGCAAUGGAAAAUGAAUCAAACUUCCUAGACAGCAGGCCCUUGAGGAAUUCUGGGAAAGGGAACAUUUAUGCCAGGAAAGAAGAUGGGGGAAGCACAGUAGCUGCUCCUCCCCAAAAGAAGCUGUGGUGUCACUGUCAUCACUACUGUCCUGAAAAUUCAAAAAACAACACCUGCAGCACGGAUGGAUACUGUUUUGCAAUGGUGGAAGAGGAAGAGUCUGGAGGACAGACUUUUACCACAGGCUGCAUAGGCUUAGAAGGUUCUGACUUCCAGUGCCGAGACACUCCACUCUCUCAACCAAGAAGAUUAAUUGCAUGCUGCACGGAUCAAGAUUUCUGUAAUAAAGAUCUUCAUCCUACUCUGCCACCCCUAGAAGAUCAAGCUUUUUCCGAAGCAAAUGUUCACCACAAGGCUCUGCUAAUAUCAGUGACUGUCUGUAGCAUACUUCUCGUGUUCAUCAUCAUAUUCUGUUACUUCAGGUAUAAAAGGCAAGAAACCAGACAACCUCCUCAUUACAGCAUUGGACUUGAACAAGAUGAGACUUAUAUUCCACCAGGAGAAUCCUUGAAAGACCUCAUUGAACAGUCUCAGAGCUCAGGAAGUGGUUCAGGGCUCCCUCUGUUGGUACAGAGGACUAUAGCAAAGCAGAUUCAGAUGGUGAAGCAGAUUGGCAAAGGUCGCUAUGGAGAAGUCUGGAUGGGAAAGUGGCGAGGAGAAAAGGUGGCUGUCAAGGUUUUCUUCACCACAGAGGAAGCCAGCUGGUUUCGAGAGACAGAAAUCUAUCAGACUGUUCUGAUGAGGCAUGAAAAUAUUUUGGGAUUCAUUGCUGCAGACAUUAAAGGUACUGGAUCUUGGACACAGCUUUAUCUUAUCACAGAUUAUCAUGAGAAUGGAUCCCUGUAUGAUUAUCUGAAAUCUACAACCUUGGAUACAAAAGCUAUGUUAAAACUGGCAUACUCAUCUAUCAGUGGAUUGUGCCACUUGCAUACUGAGAUCUUCAGCACCCAAGGCAAACCAGCAAUUGCUCACCGGGACCUCAAAAGUAAAAACAUUCUGGUGAAGAAAAAUGGAACUUGCUGUAUAGCAGACCUUGGUCUGGCAGUUAAAUUCAUUAG